GAAAAAAUCAAAGAACAAGCCCCCUAAACUCGCCCGCCGUCGCGUCGGGUGCUGCUGGGCGGAGCUUGGGCGGAGCCAGUGCUACUUAGUGCUGUGCACACGGUGUGGGGUUUGGAUGGAUACGGUACCAGCAUCGUGGCGAGGCCUGGGCUGGGCUGCAUCUAGGACGUGUAGGUAUAGCGAGGGCGACUCCUGUAGGCAGGCAGGCACGAUGUCGGCUUCUACUCGCCCUCGCCCCCCCCAUUCCCCUGUCGCAGCAGUGUGAGGAGAGGGUGUUUUUCUGCCUCUUCUGUUUUGAAUCGCCCAUGCGGCCCGCCCAGGCUGCCGUCGUCGACGCGCGCAGUGUCAGUCGGGCAUGGCUUUGCUCGUCGUCUGCCCCCCCUGGCGUCGUUGCACCCGUUUGUGCAAGUGCACGAUCCUCUGCCCGCGUCAAAAGCCCCAAGCGGAUUAGCUGCCGACUGUGGUUGCGGGGGAAAAAAAUAAAAGACCCUGAAAUCCACCCUUCCUGCUUCUUCCAGCCUCGGCCUGCCCAAGCCGGCCUGGCCUGACCUCGACUGCACGCCCACAUACUGCCACUAUACUAUACACACCCACACCCACACCCACUACCACAAC
This is a messenger RNA of Exserohilum turcica Et28A, 615 nucleotides long. RefSeq lists its product as uncharacterized. The record is from RefSeq and is a predicted model, not a curated record. The annotation marks the transcript as partial. The transcript has a single exon. Lineage: Eukaryota; Fungi; Ascomycota; Dothideomycetes; Pleosporales; Pleosporaceae.